AACAAUCCCCAGCUGUCCAUUACACUUCAGUCUAUCACAAUGCCUCACCCUUCUCAAAUCGUCAACUAUUUCACCGGAAAAGUCAUCCUAGUAACCGGAUGCACCGGAUUUCUCGGCAAAUUAAUCCUAGAGCGUCUCCUACGCAUCUGUCAAGUACGCUUAGUCUACAUCUUAGUACGACCCAAAAAAGGCAAAUCCGAAAAUGAGCGUUUUGAAGAAAUGUUUGAUCUACCCAUGUUGGAUCCGCUCAAGAAAUCACAUCCAGAUUUCUUGCAACGUAUCAAAAUGAUUCCCGGUAAUUUAAUAAUGGAAAACAUGGGUGUGUCUGAUGAACAUUGGAGAAUACUGCAUGAAGAAGUGCAGAUUGUGAUACAUUGUGCCGCUACAGUGAGGUUUGAUCAACAUUUACGCACUGCGUAUCAGAUUAAUGUCAGGGCUACGAGGGAUUUGAUUUUGAAUGCGAAGAAGAUGGAGAAAUUGGAGAGUUUCGUGCAUGUUUCGACAGCGUAUUCGAAUUGUCCGAGAUAUGAGAUUGAUGAGCAGGUGUAUGAGCCGACUAUCAAUGCAGAACAAUUGGGAGUGUUCCUGGAGGAGUUUCAGGAUGAUAAAUUGGUUGAAAGGAUGACACCACCAUUAUUAGGAGAUUGGCCAAACACAUACUCAUUUACGAAAUGUAUCGCCGAAGAUAUGGUCAACAAAAUAGCGCAGCAUUUACCAGUGUGCAUCAUACGUCCUUCAAUCAUUGUAUCAACGUACAAAGAACCAAUCCGUGGAUGGGUAGAUAAUUUCUACGGCCCUAUUGGCGUGGCAUAUGCAGUAGCACUUGGUCUUUUAAGGACACUACAUUGCAGUAAGACGAAUCCUGCUGAUAUGGUACCGGCGGAUUAUGUGGUUAAUGCUACUUUAGCCACGGCGUGGGUUACAGCACAACAAAAACAACAAGGAAAAAUAGAAAAUUUAGAAAAAGAAGAAAAACAUCGUGUGGAAGUAUAUAAUUAUACUUCAAAUGAAUAUUCCAUCAAUUGGCAAAUAUACAUGGACAAAUGUAAGGAAACAGGCUUAAAAAUCGUCUCAAUUCGCAGUCUAUGGCGUGUAACAUUCACCCUAAAUGAGUCUGCAUGGAUGCACAACCUGUACUGGUUCUUCCUACACACUAUCCCCGCACAUAUCGUCGACUUUUGUUGUAGAAUCAUCGGAAAAGAACCAAUAAUGGUUGAUGGUUAUGAAAAAAUCCGUCGCUUUACCAACGUUAUCAACUACUUCACAAUCCGGAAGUGGAGUCUGCCACACAACAAAAUCAACAAACUAUGGCAAAAAUUCAACGAAAAAGACAAAGAAUUAUUCGAGAUACGAAUGAGUACGUUCGAUUGGGAUGAAUUCAUGGAGAAUUUUCUCAAGGGUGGAAGACUUUACUUAGCCAAAGAGUCAAUGGAUACUUUACCGGAAGCUAGGAGGAGAUAUAGAAGACUUGUGAUUGCUCAUUGGACGAUUGUCAGUCUUGUUAUAACCGGAAUGUUAUACUUCUGUUAUUUUUUGUUAAAAUUUUUGAUAAAAACUUAAUUUAACGCAAAGUAAACUAAAGAAAAUAAUAUUGUUAUGAAUAAUUAUGCUCUUAAUUAAAUUGUUUUUUAAGUCGAGGAAAAAUUGUUUAAAAAUAUUUAGUCAAUAAAAAGUUAUUAAGAGUUAAAGUUGAAAAUAUUCACAAAAUUGAUUUAUGUUAGAAAAAUAACCAUAAUUAAUAUAAUUAUCAAUAAUUUUAAAAUAAUCUACAAUGUAUAUAUUAUUAAUUAAAUUGUUUAUAAUCUAGCAAAGAAAA
This is a messenger RNA of Dalotia coriaria, 1816 nucleotides long. Its product is annotated as fatty acyl-CoA reductase wat-like. Gene Ontology annotation, molecular function: alcohol-forming very long-chain fatty acyl-CoA reductase (NADP+) activity. The record is from RefSeq and is a predicted model, not a curated record. Bases 40 to 1560 code for a protein of 506 amino acids. NCBI's taxonomy places the organism in Eukaryota, Metazoa, Arthropoda, Insecta, Coleoptera, Staphylinidae. Gene Ontology annotation, cellular component: peroxisome. Gene Ontology annotation, biological process: long-chain fatty-acyl-CoA metabolic process. The transcript has 5 exons.